AUGGAAGUCUCUUCAAAGAAAAGGGAUGAGCUAUACCCAGCCCAACAGAACAUCAGCAGCAAUUUUUCCGCAAAGACAAACGCAAUUCGAAGUCUGUUGAUACUGACUGUGCUCUUGUCGUUUUCUCUUAUCGGAAAAUCGUUUCAAACCAUUGACACAGCCAUAUUCUACACGUCAGCCGACCCGGGAGGUCCAGAAAUCAGAAGUCCGCAAGAUGAGGAAUCAUUGAAUGUGUCAGCUGUUGGGGAUGCGAGCAAGGAUGGCAGCGUUCAAACCGAUGUAUCGCGCAAAAUGGAAACGACUGAUAUUAUUAUCAACGAUGACACUGGCGCCCAAAGCACGCCUCCUCCAAAAGCCUUGGAAUCAGCAAACUCACCAACUGUGGAGUCGUUGAAUGUUUUAGCUGUUGGGGAUACGAACAAGGAAGACAGCAGUAUUCAAACCGAUUUUUCACGCAAGACGGAAACGCCUGAUGUUGUCAACGAUGACACUGCCGCCCAGAGCACGCCUUCCCCAAAAGCCUUGGAAUCAGCGAACUCGCCAAAUGAAAGAAUUGCGAUUGUAAUGCGAGUCAUGGAUCCAGUCAAACCUAAUGUUCUUGACAGGCUGAUACAGGUUGCUGAAACACUCCAAAAGGAUGAAUUCAAGAAUUACGACUUUCAUAUUAUGGUUGAUCAAACGAGGCAAAAAAUAACCACAACCGAAAGGCUACAAGCCUAUUUCGGAUCCAAAAAUGCCACACAUCUGAAAGCCCCGAAUGUGUUUAGUGUGACCGAGAAGAUGAUUCUCGACGAAUUCCCGAAACUAGCCGCUGGAUAUGUCAAAGGACCUUUGGUAGAUGGUGGACCUGGAACAUGUUGUGGCCAACCCCUUAUGUGGCAACUAUUGAUGCCAACUUUUGUGACAUUUGUGCACUACCAUCAAGAGUAUGAUUACACAUGGGUCUUUGAAGAUGACCUUUGGUCGAUUGGAAAACCAAUUGUCGAAUUGCUUCGCAAUCUUGAUGACUCAUUGCAAGGAAAGAACGCAUCUUUGUGUGGUGCUAAAAUCGCCACGAACGGUAUUCCUUAUACAAAGAUGACAAAAGAACGUCACACCUUUUCAUAUCGCGAAAUCUUGAUGGCCAUGAAGGCUACUGGAUGGCAACAUCGAAAUCGAACACUUUUGAGGAUGGAUGGGCAAAAACGAUCGCGUGUCUGGAAUGAAUGGGGAGAGAACGAAUUACCUGUGUGGACUUGUAUGUCCGACACACUCUAUCGGCAUUCGAGAGACUUUGGAAACUAUGUCUAUAAUAUGGUAAAGGCCAAUGUCUAUCAGUUCGCCGAGUGCUACCAAAUGCCGCUAGCGUGGUACGGAGGAUUCCGAAUUGCAGAUAUCAAAAGAGUUCUUCCCAAUGUUGAAGACGAUUACGCUGAUGGAAGAAAAGAUGAACCAGGCAUACAUGUCAAGUGGGAAGACGUUGCAUACAACAGAAAGUUGAUAGUCGAACAAGCCGAGGUCAAAUUCCGAGACUAUCAAACGACAACAAAUGCGUCUGCUCUUAUUUACCACGAGAACUUUAUGCCUCCCAGUGGAGAUGAAUUCCGAACGAAACGUGAGCAUCCCAAGCUUUGCUCACUCGAAUUCGACUUCCGAAAUGACAUUACAGUUCCAACAGAGUGCGAGAAGACUCUACGAACAGCAGCAAUGAAAAAUGCAACGGGUGUGAUUUUCAUUGGGAAUAAUCCAGUCUUCAGGAUCUUUCAAAACUUUCUAAAAUCAAAGAAGCAUCCAUUCUCAAUCCUUUUGGACGAUGACAACAACGCGAAAAAGAACAAGCACUAUUAUCGUUAUCCACCAGUGGACCACGAUGGAUUUAUAAAGAAAGCAGGCCAGCUACGGCUACGGAAUGAAAUAUUUCAUACGAUCGUUGGGAAGGGAAUCUGUACAAGAUGUCGUCAGUCCAAGCUGCGAUCAACAUCCAAGAAUCUCACAAUGGAAAGUCUAGUGGUGGAGACCUCUCGUGACUACUUCUUCCCGACCCAGACAACAGAAACAUCCCAAGAAACGGUUGCCAAAUGGAUAUCAGAGCACUAUCACGAACAUGAAAAAACAGUAUGCAUCGUCCAAAUAAAUGGUGCUGAGAUGAUUAAGGCACCGAAACGAACAAAAUCGGAAUUUUUGGAGAAUACGAAACAGUUUCAUGAAUUGCUGAAACCAACUUGCGGGACAAUCAUUAGAUUUGGCAUUCUUCCACAUUGGUCUACGCGGAGCUCGGAAGAUUUAGUAUCCUGGGACGAAGGUCUGCGAGACCUAGUGCUGGAUGACAGCACACUCAACGGAUACUUCAUCGACGUCAGCCGUGUGAAAAAGGAUGAAUCGAACAAUCGAUAUGGGAAACCGCUAUGGGAGAUGUUUAUUAGGCUAAUGGGUCUAUCGUUGGCUGAUUUUGGUGUAAAGGUACUAUAG
Molecule: messenger RNA, 2448 nt
Organism: Cylindrotheca closterium
Lineage: Eukaryota; Bacillariophyta; Bacillariophyceae; Bacillariales; Bacillariaceae
Source: the annotation of a GenBank genome assembly